CUAAUUCUACUAUUCUAUUAUUUUAUUUUUAUUAUUUUUUGUUCAUAACUUUACCAAAAAAAAAAAAUCUUUACGCCUGAAAAAGGAAUGAUGAAGAUAAUCUUAUCGAUCUUAAUUGCUCUUCAGAUGAUUGAAUAUCAGAAAGCCAAGUAACGAAUAAGGAAUUGCCAACUAUCUAUCUUAAUCAGGGUGUCAUGGCACAAGAUUUUACAAAUGGAUGGAAGUGUCAAGCUGGUAUCCUCAUGUUCCAUCUGUUAGUCUCUUGUACUCUGGGAAUUUCCUGUGCUUCCAAUAUUUCAACGAGCCAACAAAAGUUCCAGUGUUCUAAAGAAAUCUCGGAAAACUAUACAGAAAACAUGGAGGGGAACAUAUUUCUGAUAGAUCUGAAUGGUUCUGAAGAUUAUGGCAUGGUAAGCGGUAAUGAUAAGAACAACAAUGACCUGCCAGGUUUGUGUUUGAUAGCUAAGGUCAGGCAAAGUUCAGAAACAAACUUUACCAAUUCCCUUAGUUGCGAAUUAGUCGCCUUAGAAAUUUACCCCAGAAUUCCUUUCCACGUGAUAGAACCUGCUCAAGAAUCCGCUAACAUAGCUUGCUAAAUGAUUUAUAUACCUUACUAAACGGAAGUUGUAAAUACAAUUACAUGGUUAAUUUACGAAAAAUUUGCGACUUAAUUUUGUAUCAUUACCAAUAAUAAUAAUAAUAAUAAUAAUAAUAAAAAUGUUAAUGUAA
This is a messenger RNA of Gordionus sp. m RMFG-2023, 729 nucleotides long. RefSeq lists its product as uncharacterized. The transcript is spliced from 4 exons. NCBI's taxonomy places the organism in Eukaryota, Metazoa, Nematomorpha, Gordioida, Chordodea, Parachordodidae. Bases 195 to 596 code for a protein of 133 amino acids. The record is from RefSeq and is a predicted model, not a curated record.